Racocetra persica is the source of this 175-nucleotide messenger RNA. NCBI's taxonomy places the organism in Eukaryota, Fungi, Glomeromycota, Glomeromycetes, Diversisporales, Gigasporaceae. The record is from the annotation of a GenBank genome assembly.
AUGCUAUUAGGCUAUAAUCUGAAAUGGAGAAAACAACAAAUUGAACUAACCAAAAGAACCGAACAAUUGGAAAAGAAAAAUGGUAAAGAAUUAAAACGGAUUGAAGAAGUGGAGAAAAAGAAUGAACGAUUACAGGAGAAAGUCGAACAAUUAGAAAAGAAAUUAAACAGCAAUG